AUGGUCACACUUAGUUUAUUUACGCAUCGAGAUACUCCGACGGACUUUAUCGAAAUCGUAAACGAUUCAGGCUACCCGGUCGGGGAGUACGACGUGGUCACGCAAGACGGAUACAUAUUAAAACUGUUUCAUAUACCCGGUGACAGAAGUAGACCCGUUUUACUGAUGCAUGGUGUCAUUGACUCUGCUGAUACUUUCGUUUUAAGGAAAAAUACAUCGUUAGCUAUUUCACUGGCUAAUGCAGGGUAUGACGUUUGGAUCGGGAACAAUAGAGGUAAUAAGUACUCUCGCCGACACCAAUAUUUGGACCCGAACACGGACAGAGAGUUUUGGGAUUACAGUUUUCACGAAUUUGGCUAUUAUGAUCUUCCCGCCAUAAUAGAUUUCGUGCUCGAUAACACUGGAGCGAAAAGUUUGAGCGCCAUAGGUCACUCUCAAGGUAAUUCAAUAUUUCUAGUCCUUGGAGCAACGCGACCAGAAUACAACGAAAGGAUAAGAGUAUUAGUGUCCUUGUCGCCAAUAUGUUUUCUGAAUAACUUGAAGAAUUCUGCUUCUCAAAUAUUGAAAUUAUUACCAGCGAUUACUCGAUUCCUUUCAAUUAUAGGGCAAGAAGAGAUUUUUAGCGAGGAUACAGUGUUCGCCCGUGUAUAUAGGUAUAUCUGUGGAAACAAGAAAAGUUAUAGCUUAUGUGCGCAUGAAAUAUUUUUCCGUAUAGCGGGCAGUGAUUCCGAAGAACUAGAAGCUGAUUUCUACCCGGCCGUAGUCGCUCACUAUCCAACAGGCACGUCUAAGAAGAAUGCCGUACACUUGUCACAGGUUGGUGCCAGACGAACUUUUGCGGAAUUCGACUAUGGAUUCAGAAAUUUGGAUAUUUAUAACUCGACUGUUUCUCCGGAAUAUGAAUUGAGUAAAGUUACUAUGAAAGUUGCGCUGCUCGCUGGGCUAAACGAUGAAAUAUCAACUAUAAAAGACGUAACAUUACUAAGGAAGAAAUUACCGAAUGUUGUCGAAUAUAAUGUUGUGAAUCAUAAGAAAUUCAAUCACAUAGAUGCGGUAUGGGGAAGGAAUAUGCAUAUAUAUCUUUUUCCGAGUAUUUUUGAUAUUUUAUCAAAGCACGGGUGA
Molecule: messenger RNA, 1122 nt
Organism: Vanessa atalanta (red admiral)
Lineage: Eukaryota; Metazoa; Arthropoda; Insecta; Lepidoptera; Nymphalidae
Product: lipase 3-like
Exons: 1
Coding region: 1-1122 (373 amino acids)
Biological process (GO): lipid metabolic process
Molecular function (GO): hydrolase activity, acting on ester bonds
Source: RefSeq, a predicted model, not a curated record